AUAAAUUCACUCCUUUUCUUUUUAUUUUCUUUCACACUUUUUUUUUCGUAAAGCAUAUCCUCCAAUGACAACAGAACAAUUAAAAAUACUAUGGCUGCUAUUUGUGAUAUUAGUAUUGGUAGCCUUUUUUCUAGCGGUAAGAAGAAGACAGCUGGCUAAAAAGAGAGCAGGUCAAGCUGAGCAAAAUCUCAUCAACACACAGACAACGUUUGUCCGGCCUAACGGGCAGGAAGUGCGUAUUCAUAUGACCAGGACACUAAAUCCACCUAUACAACCACCCGCAGCAAGCUACAAUAGAGACGAUCCACCACCACCAGCGUUUGAUAGAGAAGAGCCGGCACCACCUUCAUAUCAAGACUUUAACAAAGAUGUGCUAAUUCAACCUUCCCGUAGUGUGUAGUAAUGGAUGUUUAUUUUUUUUUAUUUUUUUUUUCUUUUAAAAAAAUUCAUUUGUAUCUUGUAAAUAUAUAUACAAAUGUGAAAUAUAUAUA
Messenger RNA from Mucor mucedo, 491 nucleotides. RefSeq lists its product as uncharacterized. The record is from RefSeq and is a predicted model, not a curated record. The coding region runs from base 65 to 400 and encodes 111 amino acids. NCBI's taxonomy places the organism in Eukaryota, Fungi, Mucoromycota, Mucoromycetes, Mucorales, Mucoraceae. The transcript is spliced from 2 exons.